Microthlaspi erraticum is the source of this 1110-nucleotide messenger RNA. The record is from the annotation of a GenBank genome assembly. NCBI's taxonomy places the organism in Eukaryota, Viridiplantae, Streptophyta, Magnoliopsida, Brassicales, Brassicaceae.
AUGGAGGAAUCGAAGCAGCAGCUCUUGUUUCAGAUGCAGCAGCAACAACAGCGUCAACAACAGCUCUUUCUGAUGCAGCAUUUGCAGAAACAACAACAGCAGCAACAGGCGAUGCCGAUGUCGAUGUCGAGGUUUCCGUCGAACAAUCUCGACGCUAAUUUCCGUCCGCCGGGAUUUAUCCAGAACCGACCCGUAAACCCGAUUCUUCCGAGCUCUAACCUUAACCCGAAUUCCGGCCCUAACCUGUUCCAACAAACCAAUAACUUUCAGCAGCAACAGCAGCAGAAUGUGAACAGUCAGCAGAUGAUGAUGAUGAUGAUGAUGCAGCAGCAACAACAACAGCAGCAGCAGCAGAAAUCGAUGCGUCCGACGAAUCAAUUGGAGCUACAAUUCGCUUACCAAGACGCUUGGCGUGUCUGUCAUCCGGAUGUCAAACGACCUUUCGCUUCUCUCGAAGACGCUUGUGAAAGAUUGUUGCCUUAUCACGUCGCAGCGGAUUACGAAGCAGAAGAAGACGACAGGAUCCUCGAAUCGGACACGACAGGCGAGACAAUACCCCGGUGUCAGCAAUGGGACAACAACAUUGCAGCCAAGGUUGCGGAGUACAUGGCUACGUUUGAGAAACAAGCUGAAACAUUCAACAAGAUAACUCAGAAGAGAAGAAAUGGAGAGUUAAGAGGUGAGGAAAGGUUGAUGAUUGAGCAGGCUUUGAUGCAAGACGAAAGGCAAGCAUGUUUUGAGGUGAAGUCGGAGUUGGAUAGAGAGGUUAAGGCUCAGCAGGAGGCAAGGUUUAGAAUGACGGCUUUUGCGGCGGCUCAAGGAGGACAAGUGAAGGCAGAGUCGCACCAGUCUCAUCUGGCUUGUAACCCGUUGAGAGCUAAUGCGAUUGGGAACCAUGGAGAACAGAGACGUAACAUGAACCCUGAUGAGAUGAUGAUGAUGAUGAUGCAUGGAUGGGGUAAUCACAACAACAACAACAAUCUCAAUGGACAGAGAGAGGAGAAGGAGCCAUUAGAAGAUUUCUUGAAUGAUGAAGAGCAUGAGAAUGGAGAAACUGGUCAACGUGAGAGCUGGCGAGGCAAUGGGGAAUUUGAUUUGAAUACUCGGUAA